Zeugodacus cucurbitae (melon fly) is the source of this 3593-nucleotide messenger RNA. It is a transcript of the gene Su(var)3-7, whose product is annotated as protein suppressor of variegation 3-7. Gene Ontology annotation, molecular function: DNA binding; zinc ion binding. The coding region runs from base 226 to 3036 and encodes 936 amino acids. The transcript is spliced from 8 exons. Lineage: Eukaryota; Metazoa; Arthropoda; Insecta; Diptera; Tephritidae. The record is from RefSeq and is a predicted model, not a curated record.
UGGCUAGGCUUUACAGUUUGUUUCAGAAUUAUCCUUGUUUUCGAAGUUUCACAGUGUUAUUCGCUCUUCACAUUGAGAAAAAUAUAUUUAAAAUAUUAUCGGUAGAGAAUUUAUUUGAAAUGUUAUUUUAUUCUUUGGCAAAUUAAUUUUAAUAUUUAUGUUUGUGAAAUUUAAGUCGAUAGUCGAAACAAAGUUGGCGGCAAUAAAAAUUUUUCAAUUCGUAAAAUGGAGUUUGUGUGUUUAAGAAAUAUAAGCAUAAAGGACGAACCAGUUGAUUAUAUAGACAAUAUUGAAAGCUCAGAAAUAAUGAUUGAGUCUGACGAACACACUAUAGUUGAUGUAGAUCCGAUGAAUUUGUUAGAAGCUAUAGCUGAACGAUCUAGUGUAGACGACCAAGAAGUAAUUAGUGUAACACCAAUUGUCGAUGAUGCGGCAACUAUUGACAAGUGGAAGAAUUGGAUAAAAACUUAUCCUUGGUUGUUGCGCAGAACUGACGGCAAACGCUUGGGCUUUUGCCUCUACUGUGCCAAAAAUUUGAAUGUAGAGAGUGCUUGCUCUUUACAAAAACAUGAUGGAGCAAUGAUACACAAAGAAAGGCAAAAAAACUACGAAGAAUUCUUACAUUCUUGCCAGGAGUCCUUUAAUGAAGAUGGGUUAUCUGCUAUAAAAAAUGAAAUUGACGAAUAUAAUGCACAGCGAAUUUCAAUGGAAUUAUUAAGAAAGCGUUUGGAAAGAUCUAAAGAUUUGAAUGAUUUCAACUGGGCGAAUUGGCUAAAAGCACACAGCUGGUUAGUACGUCAAAAUAAUGGUGAAGAGGAUGGAACUAAAGGUUACUGCAAAUACUGCAAAUGUGUUUUCGACGUCGAAUUUUCGCUUAAUAGGCAAAGGCACGAAAAUUCUGUUAAACACAAACUUAGCGAAAAUCAAUUUUUUAAUCAAACAGUUAAUGGAGAAAAUGCGAACCAUUUGGGUGAGAUAAUUGAAAAUGGUAUCGAGGAUGCAGAUUAUGUGGGCAUGGAUGAAAAUAACGUAAGAAUUAAAAGUAAAUUGUUGAAGGGACGGUUUUUCGACAAGGUUGCAAAUUCUAGUAAACAAAGGAGCUGUCGAAUUUGCAAAGUUGUAAUGGACAAGCAUAGCUGUCGGAAACAUUUAAAGUCGAAAUUCCAUAAGAAAAACUUACAUUCAAUAGCAUAUAAUGCCAGAAAAAUAAAAAUGAAUAACGUAAACCCUAAGAUACCUAUCGACUGGAGUAAAUACACCAAAUUUCAUAAAUGGAUUUGUGCCGACCCAGACGAUCCCAAGUAUGCAUAUUGUUCGUAUUGCGAGAAAAGAUUUAUGUAUGGAUUGUCAACGAUAAAAAAGAAUCUACAUGAAAAAUCUCAAUCACAUUGCGAAGCUAUGAAGCGAAAACAAAUAGACAGCAAUAUGUAUACCGAUAUGACAAAUCAAGCUGAAGCAGGAGAAUUAAACGAAGGGAAUAGUGUGAAUUUUGACAUCGAUGAAAAUGGUCGUUCAACAGUUUUGAAACGCAAAAGAGCGAUGUUUACGGACGAAUGGUUUGAAUUAAAUCCAUGCUAUGAGCGAAACCCAGACGAUGAAGAUUAUAUCUAUUGUAAAUGUUGUAAAGUACAGCUACUAAUUAAAAACUUAAAAAUAGGCAAACAUGAGAGAGCCGAACGCCACAGAUUUUCUCAAAGUGCAUAUAUUUUAGACACGAAAAGAGAAAAGCUAGAUAACAGUUUGGAAGAGUUUAGAGAGAACGUCGUCAAUUUACCAUGGAUGCGACGAACAAAGAACGGGCAAACAUACUGUAAAUUCUGUCGUGUAGUUAUUCCAAGUCAAUAUAAACCUACUUUACAUGAGAAAACCGAACGACAUAAAUUAGCAGCUCAAAAAUAUCUAGCGCGGAGAAAUAUGCAGUCGUCCGAUGGUCAACCAGGUGUCACACAAUAUGAAGACGGAGUUAGUGACGAAGAGGUCAAGCCGGUAAUGGAUGCCGUUAAUGGUACACAAAAUUGGCACAAACAAUAUGUGUGGUUAUCAUUUAGUGAUACCGAAUUGCGUGAGCAUUACGGUUAUUGCAAUUACUGUAAACAAAGCGUAUUUGUGCCCACUACCAAAUUUGCAUCCAAACAUGAGUGCACUGCAAACCACAUACGUGCGCAUCUAACACGACAAAAUGAAAUGGAAACAUCACUAAAUUCUAAAACUGAAGAAACACCAACACAAAAUCACGUUAACUCCAAAUAUAAAUUAUAUAAAUGGCUUUUAGCUGAUCCCGAAGGCCAUAAAAGUUAUGGGUAUUGUAAAUACUGCAAGACGCGCGUCAUGACGGAAGGUUUAUUAGCAUUGGCUCACCACAAUUCUCGUAGCCAUCGAAAAGCAACCAGCAGUUAUUUGCAGAAGCAGGAUAAUGAAAUAGCAGAUGAGAACAAUCAAAUGCAUAUACUAGAGGAUAGGAUCCAUACCACCAUGGAAAGUAUUAAUCCGGAUGAAUCUGGAUCGGAGAAAUCACUGGCUACGCGACUAACUAACGCUCACAUGGAGAUGCUUAGUUUGAUUCGUGAAAUGAAGGGCAAUAAUACGCGACAGAAUAUGACAAUUCUUUCGGGUCCUUUGUCUGCAGCUGCAUCUCUAUCACCUUCGGAUGCUGAUAUAUGCUAUUCACGCGUCUCCGGCCAACACAAUGGCAAACUGGAGUUCAAUGUAUUGAGUCAGGCUAAGCGUGAGCGCAACACAUAUGAUUUAUUCUUUGAAAGUAUGAAUGAAACUGUAAAAAGAUUACCCUCGGAUUUGGCUGCAGAGAGCCGUAUUAAAAUUAUGCAAAUCGUCUAUGAUUUAGAAGUGCGUGCAUUACAGCGCAAGUCACAAUCAGCACUUAGCCCAGAUACGACACCUUUGUCGUCACGCUCGACAUUGACCAUGAGGGAACGUAGCGCAUCGGUUACAAAGCCGAAUUCUGAUUCGAUCAUUCCAGAUAAUAAUGAGCAAAGUACAAAUGAAACCAAUCAAUCUAACACCAGCGAUGCGCCAUAACCCAACUUUAUUUGCUAGUUGCGUUUUUUAACUUCCUCUUCAUUUUUAAACUGUACUCAAGUUUUAUAUUUUGAUAAUGAAUAUCACAAUAGGUAAGAAAUGCCUUUAAUUAAUUAUUAUUAAUAAUCAUUGGUUGGAAAUUGCUUUUGUUCAUAAAUAUUCGUUCACAAGUAAAUUAUUUGUUUCAAGCGUUAGAAAUGUCUCCUCACCUGUUGUUUGUAUUAGUCCUUUUACUACAGAAGUAGUAUUUAUUUACGUUUUAAAACUGGUAUUUUUAACAAUUCAUAAUCCGGAAGAUAUCAGUUUUUGUUGUGUUUUGUAACGAUUUAUUUUUUCCUUAAAAUUCCUUAACAGUUGUUUGGUUUGGAGUUUCUUCAAUGAGUCUUAGAUGGAAGAUUUUAGCAUGAGAGUUUAAGCUUCAUUUAUACAGUUUUCUUCUAUAAACGAUUUUAUGAAAAUUAAAAUGGAAACAAAAGUGUUACGUAUAUAAAUCCAUUAAAACCUUAUAUAAGUGUAUAAUUACAAUAAAUUAUAGUUGGAUUAAACAAUAUAAGUCA